This is a messenger RNA of Emiliania huxleyi CCMP1516, 2214 nucleotides long. RefSeq lists its product as hypothetical. Lineage: Eukaryota; Haptophyta; Isochrysidales; Noelaerhabdaceae. The record is from RefSeq and is a predicted model, not a curated record. The coding region runs from base 1 to 2214 and encodes 737 amino acids. The transcript is spliced from 4 exons. Gene Ontology annotation, molecular function: metalloendopeptidase activity. Gene Ontology annotation, biological process: peptide metabolic process; proteolysis.
AUGCGACGUGAAGAGCGAGUCGAUCACAUCCGACGCCGGGAAGAGGUGCCGCACGAGGUGAGGCGCCACGCGGCUCGAGACGGCAAAGGCGUGCGAGCAGUAGCCAGGCGCCAGCCCGCGGAGCAGCUCAUUCUCCUCCCCUCUCUCGGCAGUGAGAGCCUUCCGCUCUUCAGCGCCAUCGAGGCAGUGCACGUGAAGGACGCGGUGUCGGGCGCGCUCUCGUCGAUGGAGAGCGAGUUCGAGUCGCUCGAAUCGCGUUUGCAGCAGAGCGGCGAUGUCUCGUACUCAGCGGUUAUUGAGGAGCUGGAGAAGCUCGAGGCGCCGGUCGAGUACUCGUGGGGCGUGGUGAACCACCUGAUGGGCGUGAAGAACAGCGACGAGCUGCGCGCGGCGCACGGCGAGGUGCAGGGCGAGGUCGUCAAGACGACCACCAAGCUGUCUCAGUCAGAGGCGGUCUUCAAGGCGCUCGAGGCGCUCGAGAAGGACGGCUCGCUCGAGCCGGCGCAGCAGCGGAUCGUGCAGAGCUCGCUGUCGUCGAUGCGCCUCUCGGGCGUCGGCCUGCAGGGCGAGGAGAAGGAGCGCUUCAACGCCAACCGCAUCCGGCUCUCCGAGCUUUCCACCGCCUUCUCCAACAACCUGCUCGACGCGACCAAGGCCUUCUCCCUCACCCUCACCGAGCCGGCGCAGGUGGACGGGCUGCCGCCGUCGGCGCUCGCGCUCGCCGCGUCGCGCGCGGCGGAGGAGGGGGAGGAGGGCGCGACGGCGGAGAGCGGGCCGUGGCGGCUCGGGCUCGACAUGCCGUCCUACUUGCCUGCGAUGAAGUUCCUGCGCGACCGAUCGGUGCGCGAGGCGCUGUACCGCGCCUUUGUGACCCGCGCGGGCGAGGUGAACGCGCCGCUCAUCCGGCAGAUUCUGCAGAUCAAGCAGGAGCAGGCGUCCAUCCUCGGCUUCGGCAGCUACGCCGAGGUGAGCAUCGAGCGCAAGAUGGCGCCGUCGGUCGAGGCCGUCUACGACCUCACAGAGAUGCUUCUCGCCAAGGCCUAUCCCGCCGCGCAAAAGGAGCUGCAGCAGCUGACCGAGUUUGCAACCGCAAACGGCUUCGACGGCGCGGCGCUCGCGCUGUGGGACGUCUCCUUCUGGUCGGAGCGCCUCUCGGAGCACACCUUUGGCUUCGAGCAGGAUCGCCCCCUUGCCCCACCACCUCGUGAGGAGCUGCGGCCGUACUUUGCGCUGGACAACGUCCUCGACGGCCUGUUCGGGCUCUGCAGGCGGCUGUACGGCGUCGAGAUUGUCCGCUCCGACGGCGAGGCGGAGGUGUGGCACGCGGAUGUCGGCUUCUUCAAGGUGCUCGACGAGGCGAGCGGUGAGCACCUCGCCUCCUUCUUCCUCGACCCGUACGCGCGGCCAGAGAACAAGCGCGGCGGCGCGUGGAUGGGCGUCUGUGUCGGCAGGUCAAAGGUGCUCGACCGCAAGCCGGUGGCGUACCUGACGUGCAACGGCUCGCCGCCGGUGGACGGCAAGCCGUCGCUCAUGACCUUCGACGAAGUCACGACGCUCUUCCACGAGACGGGUCACGGGCUGCAGCACAUGCUGACCAAGGUGGCGCACGCGCCGGCGGCCGGCAUCUCCGGCGUCGAGUGGGACGCCGUCGAGCUGCCGUCGCAGUUCAUGGAGAACUGGUGCUAUGAUCCGGCGACCGUGUACGAUGCGGGCAUGGCGAAGCACUAUGAAACGGGCGAGCCUCUGCCGCGGGAUCUCUUCGGCAAGCUCUGUGAGCAGAGGACGUUCCAGGCGGGCAUGGGCAUGAUCCGCCAGCUCAUGUUUGGAGCGCUCGACAUGCGCCUCCACCACACGUACGACCCGCGCGGCGAGCAGACGCCGUUCGAGCUCCAGCACGAGCUCGCCGAGCGCUACGCGGUCCUGCCGCCGCUGCCCGACGACCGCUUCCUCUGCUCGUUUGGCCACAUCUUCGCGGGCGGGUACAGCGCGGGCUACUACUCGUACAAGUGGGCCGAGGUGCUCUCCGCCGACGCUUUCGCCGCCUUCGAGGAGGCCGGCCUCGACGACGAGCAAGCGGUGCGCGAAGUCGGCCGCCGCUUCCGCGACACGGUGCUCGCGCUCGGCGGAGGCACCGCCCCAUCGGACGUCUUCCGCGCCUUCCGCGGCCGCGACCCGAGCCCCGAGCCGCUGUUGCGCCACUCUGGCCUCGCGUGA